GAAGAGAGAGCAUAUAUACUUGGGUUUUUUCUCUUAGCUUUCUUCUUGCUCUCUAGCCUUUUUUUUUAUUCCUAUAGGGAAUUGAAAAGGAAAUAUAUGGAGAAUAAGAUGAGUUUGUCAGUUGCAGACGCAGUGGACUACAAGGGGUUCCCUGCUGACAAGUCUAAAACUGGUGGUUGGGUGUCUGCUGCUCUUAUACUGGGGAUUGAAAUAUGCGAGCGACUAUCAACAAUGGGAAUAGCAGUGAACCUUGUCACAUACUUGGGAGGAACAAUGCAUCUUCCUAGUGCAACUUCAGCCAACACUGUAACAGACUUUAUGGGCACUUCAUUUCUCCUCUGUCUGCUAGGAGGCUUCCUUGCAGAUUCUUUCUUAGGCAGAUACAAGACUAUUGCCAUUUUUUCUGUAGUCCAAACCCUGGGGACUGGUUUGUUAGCAAUGUCUACAAGACUUCCACAACUCCGCCCGCCUCCCUGCAAUACUACAUUGUCACGAAAAUGUGAAGAAGCCAAUGGGUUCCAAAUGGGGAUUCUUUACUUGUCUCUCUAUCUAAUUGCAUUGGGGACUGGUGGCCUUAAAUCAAGUGUUUCAGGAUUUGGAUCAGACCAGUUCGAUGAGAAAGACAAAAAGGAAAUGACCCAAAUGACUUACUUCUUCAAUAGGUUCUUCUUCUUCAUCAGCAUAGGAACUUUGACGGCUGUUACAGUGCUUGUCUAUAUACAAGAUGAAGUGGGUAGAAGUUGGGCUUACGGAAUUUGUUCAGUCUCCAUGUUUGUUGCCAUCUUGAUAUUUUUGUCAGGGACCAAGAGAUACAGAUACAAGAAAAGAAUGGGAAGCCCCAUAGUCCACAUUCUGCAAGUCAUAGUAGCAGCUACAACGAAGAGGAAGAUUGAACUUCCCAAAAAUGUUAGCUUAUUGUAUGAGGAUUCUCCUGAGGCUACAAGAAUCCAACACUCGGACCAGUUCUGUUGUUUGGACAAGGCUGCAAUCAUUCUAGAAGAAGACUACCAAAGAAAUGUUUCCUCGACUCCAAACCCUUGGAAACUAUGCUCGGUGACCAGAGUUGAAGAAGUGAAAAUGAUGAUCAGGCUACUACCAGUUUGGGCGACGACGAUCAUAUUCUGGACGACAUAUGCACAAAUGAUCACCUUCUCUGUAGAGCAAGCUUCAACCAUGGAGAGAUCCAUUGGGCACUUUCAAAUCCCAGCAGGCUCCCUCACAGUCUUCUUUGUGGGAGCCAUAUUGAUUACCCUGGCAGUCUAUGACUGUUUGAUUAUACGUCUCUGGAAGAAAUGGAAAGGGAAACCAGGUUUCACCAGCCUACAGAGAAUUGCUAUUGGACUCGUCCUCUCAACAGUAGGAAUGACAGCUGCAUCACUAGCUGAGGUGAAACGUUUAUCAGUCGCGAAAGAUGUCGGUGGCACCACCUCGACUACUCUACCCUUGAGCGUUUUCCUGCUAGUCCCACAGUUUUUCCUUGUGGGUUCCGGAGAAGCGUUCAUAUACACAGGGCAGCUUGAUUUCUUCAUAACCCAGUCGCCGAAAGGGAUGAAGACAAUGAGCACCGGCUUAUUCCUCUCAACUUUGUCACUCGGCUUCUUUGUCAGUAGCCUCUUGGUCUCGGUGGUGAAGAAGGUGACAGGGAGCAACGAUGGGCAAGGAUGGCUAGCUGAUAACAUCAACGAUGGGAGACUCGAUUGUUUCUAUGGCCUUUUAGCUGUGUCAAGCUUCAUUAAUUUUUUGUUGUUUCUUCUUUGUACCGUCUGGUACAAGAAGCAAAAGCCUCAACGUUCUCUGCAGAUAGAAAUUGCUGCUAAUGGUUCUUCCGCUGAGGAAAUUUGUUAGUGCUCUAGUUUGGGUUCUUCUUUCAGUGCCUAUGUAUUAGCAGUGCUCUUUAGCUUGGCUUUAGGGAUCAUAAUCUAGGAUAUGGGGUUUGCUUUGUUGUACAGUGGGUUAUUGCUGAUAAAUUCUAUGGAUUUUGUUCUCUUAGCUUCUAAUUAAUUAAUUUUGUGUCA
Molecule: messenger RNA, 2015 nt
Organism: Nelumbo nucifera (sacred lotus)
Lineage: Eukaryota; Viridiplantae; Streptophyta; Magnoliopsida; Proteales; Nelumbonaceae
Product: Major facilitator superfamily protein
Biological process (GO): oligopeptide transport; transmembrane transport
Cellular component (GO): membrane
Molecular function (GO): transmembrane transporter activity
Source: RefSeq, a predicted model, not a curated record